This is a messenger RNA of Eruca vesicaria subsp. sativa (arugula), 4602 nucleotides long. The record is from the annotation of a GenBank genome assembly. NCBI's taxonomy places the organism in Eukaryota, Viridiplantae, Streptophyta, Magnoliopsida, Brassicales, Brassicaceae.
AUGAAGCUUCCAAUUGAAUUGGUGGAAGAGAUACUCUACCGUGUUCCACCUCUAUCUCUUCUCCGAUGCAAAACCGUUUGCAAACAGUGGAACACACUUUUAAACCACUUGUCUCUCGGUCGUCCUCAACUCCUUAUAUGGACUGGUCCCAAUAUUUAUUCUGUAGGCGUCAAUCUCAAAGAUGAUCCAAAGAUAGACAUAUGCGAGUUACCGGUAGAUAAUCCUUAUUUAAAGAAGAAUAACAAGCCUAUACCUUACAACUUCCUUCCUUGCGAUGGCUUAUUGUUUUGUGUCCCUCGUUGGGGGAUUAUCAAUAGAGUCCUUGUUUGGAACCCGUGGUUAAGACAGACUAGAUUGAUCGUGCCCCAAGAAAACUGUUUUACGUUUGGUGGUAUAGGGUAUGAUAGUGGUAGACCCGAAAAGGGUUACAAGGUCUUUGGAUAUCGUUUUCUUGAUCGAAAACUAAAUAACGGUAAAGUUCAAGUAUACCGAAGACUUGUCAUCUACAAGCUCGAAACCAAUGAGUGGAAGUAUAUUGAUGCAAUGAAUGAAGAUGAGACCUCCCAAAGUGGCAUUGGCAUCUCAUUUGAUAAGAAUGUAUCUUUGAAUGGAAAUUUGUAUUGGAUUGCUUAUAAUGUCAAGACUGGUGAGUAUCUCAUUCGAUGUUUCGAUUUUUCGAAGGAGGCGAUUAAACUGUUUUGCAUUCUACCGUGGAAGAGUGAUUCUUCUGAUAUACCAAUCCUCUCAGCUUAUAGGAGAGAUCGGUUUUCAGUGUUGAAACAAUUUAAUGAGAAAAACAAGAUCGAGAUAUGGGUAACAGAAAACAAGAUUAGCGCAGAAAAUGGAGCCAAUGUGGUGUGGAUGAAGUUCAUGACCGUUUCAGUACCUUUUGAUAAGUAUUUUUGUCCAAGUUACUUCGUUGAUAAUAAUACAUACGGAAAGAGCCUAGUUAUGUGUUGUAAGGAUGAAGAUCGACAUGAUUGCAUAUAUGUUGUGAAGGGCAAUACGACCACGAAGAUUCCAAUAGGUUUUGAGGUCUAUGAGAGAAUGGUGAACAUUAGGGGACAAAAGGGUCCAGAAUCUCCGAGGACGCCGGAGGUCGGAGAGAUAGACACAAGAGCCCCGUUUCAGUCGGUGAAAGCUGCGGUGAGCUUGUUUGGUGAAGUAGUCUCAAGGCAAAGAAGUACUCCAAGAAGGUCACGGCUCUCCUCCGAGAGCGUUUGCGACAAAGAAACACAGCUAAUGCUAGCACACAAGCAAUUCCUCAAGAUCAAACAAAAGCUGGACAACGCUGAGAUCACAAGAUCUCGUGCUCUCUCCGAUCUCUCAAACGCCAAGAAGACAAUGGAAGAGCUUAAAAACAAGCUAGAGGCUGUAAACAAGUCUAAACAAACCGCUAUUGAAACCAAAGAAACAGUCCAAAAGCGAGAAGAACAGCUUGAGCAUGACAAGUCACAUGGCUCUCCUCCUCACCACCACGAGCUUGACGUUGCAAGAGAACAGUAUCUCUCCACCACCAUUGAACUCGACGCUGCAAAGCAACAGCUAAACAAAAUAAGACAGAGCUUUGACUCGGCCAUGGACUUGAAAACCACGGCACUAAACCAAGCUGCCGAAGCGAAACGUGCGUUACAAGUAAACUCUGCUAAGGUCAACGAGCUUUCCAAAGAGAUUGGUGAUAUGAAAGACGCGAUUCAUCAGCUCAAGCUAGCAGCCACUCAGAAUCUUGAAGAGUAUGCUAAUAUCGUUAAGGAGAAAGAUGAUUUAAGAGAAUGUUACAAAACAGCUGUUGAGGAGGCAGAGAAGAAGCUACUAGUGUUGAGGAAAGAGUAUCAGCCUGAGAUGUCAAGGAAUCUUGAAGCUAAACUAAUAGAGACAACUUCAGAGAUUGAGAUUUUGAGAGAAGAGAUGAAGAAAGCUCAUGAGUCUGAGAUGAACACUGUUAAGAUCAUUACCAAUGAACUCAACGAAGCUACAAUGAAGCUUCAAGAAGCUGCUGAUGAGGAAGGCUCUUUAAGAAGCUUGGUGAAUUCUCUAAGGAUGGAGCUUGAAGAGAUGAGAAGAGAGCGCGAGGAUCUGCAGGAGAAGGAAGCAGAGAGGUUAGAGAUUGAGGAAAGGAAGAAAGUGGAAGCUCUCAAGGAAGAGAGCUUGAAACUUGAGGAGAUGAAGUCAGAAGCUUUGGGAGCAAGAAACGAAGCUGAAGAGAUGAAUAGAAAGAUAGAGAGUUUAAAGAAAGAAACUGAUUCUGCAAUGAUAGCUGCAGAGGAAGCUGAGAAGAGGUUAGAGAUUGUGAUAAAGGAAGUGGAAGAGGCUAAAGCAGCUGAAGAAAAGGUGAGAGAGGAGAUGAAGAUGAUAUCUCAGAAGCAAGAGAGCAAGAAACAAGACGAAUCAUCUAGUUCAAAGAUUAAAAUCACAGUGCAAGAGUUUGAGUCAUUGAAACGAGGAGCAGGGGAGACAGAGAGUGGAAUGGAGAAGAAGUUGGGAGAUAUAGCAGCUGAGCUUGAAGAGAUCAAUAAAAGAAAAGCAGAAGCAGAUAAUAAACUAGGAGCGAGUUUGAAGGCUAUAGAGGAGAUGAAGCAUGCAACAGACUUGGCUCAGAAGGCAGCAGACUCAGCAGAAGCAGCAAAGAGUGUGGUGGAAAGUACUCUGAGAAAUGCGGCUCUCUUCCACAGCCCAUACGAACGAGACUUUUCUGGUGGUGUCAGAAGCAGCAGCGAUGGAAAUCUCUCAUCUUAUAGAGAGAAAUUGAGCAGUGGUCUCGUCAAUAUCAAGAAAGAUGAUGCUGUUACUCUCUUUCAAUCUAUGAUUGAGUCUCGUCCUCGCCCUACCGUCGUAGAUUUCAGUAAAUUGUUUAGUGGUAUUGCUAAAACGAAACGGUAUGAUCUCGUGUUGGAUCUCUGUAAGCAGAUGGAGUCGAAUGGGAUUGCAUAUAACAUCUACACGCUGAGUAUAGUCAUCAACUGCUUCUGCCGGCUCCGGAAACUUGGUUUUGCUUUUUCUAUGAUGGGAAAGAUUUUGAAACUUGGGUAUGAGCCUGACAGAGUCACAUUCUCUACUUUGAUUAACGGUUUAUGUCUCAAGGGUCUAGUUUCCCAAGCUGUGGAGUUGGUUGAUCGUAUGGUGGAAAUGAAGGUUAUACCAGAUCUCAUCAUACUCAACACUAUUGUUAAUGGACUUUGUCUCCAAGAUAGACUCUCUGAAGCAAUGGCUUUGAUUGAUCGAAUGAUAGCUAAUGGAUGUCAACCUGAUCAUUUUACAUAUGGUCCCAUUUUGAACAGAAUGUGUAAGUCAGGUAACACUGCCUUGGCCUUGGAUCUGCUCAAAAAGAUGGAACAGAGAAAGGUCAAGCCUCAAGUAGCCACGUUCAACAUCAUCAUUGACAGUCUUUGUAAAGAUGGGAGCCUAGACGAUGCACUCAGCCUUUUCAAUGUAAUGGAAAUUAAAGGGAUCAAAGCAGAUGUCUUUACCUACACCUCUCUCAUAGGAGGCUUCUGUGGUUUUGGUAGAUGGAAUGAUGGGGCACAGUUGCUGAGAGAUAUGAUUAUAAGGGGAAUCACACCGGACCUCAUCACUUUCAAUGCGUUGAUUGAUAGUUUUGUGAAAGAGGGAAAGCUUACUGAGGCUAAAGAAUGGUUCGAUGAGAUGAUCAAAAGAGGCAUAGAUCCUGAUACCAUUACAUAUAAUACUUUAAUAUAUGGGCUGUGCAACGGAAACCGCUUAGAUGAGGCCAAUCAGGUGCUGGAUCUAAUGGUUAGCAAGGGUUGUGAUCCUUGUAUUGUGACGUUUAAUAUCCUUAUAAAUGGAUAUUGUAAGGCUAAACUGGUUGAUGAUGGUAUGAGAAUUUUCCGCAUAAUGUGUUUGAGUGGAGUGGUUGCUGAUACAGUCACUUAUAACACUCUCAUCCAAGGAUAUUGUCAGUCAGGAAACCUUACCGUCGCCAAGGAACUCUUCCAAGAGAUGGUCUCUCAAGGUGCUCAUCCUAAUAUUGUUACCUACAAAAUUUUGUUGGAUGGGUUGUGUGACAAUGGAGAAUUAGAAGAGGCGUUGGGAAUACUUGAUAAAAUGCACCGUUGUAAGACGGAACUAGAUAUUGGUAUAUAUAAUAUCAUCAUUCACGGGAUGUGCAAUGCAAAUAUGGUCGAUGAUGCUUGGAAUCUAUUCUGUAGCCUCCCUCUCAAAGGAGCGAAGCCCGAUGUUAAAACAUAUAAUAUAAUGAUUGGAGGGUUAUGUAAGAAAGGCUCAUUGUCUGAAGCGGGCAUGUUGUUUAGAAAGAUGGGAGAUGAUGGGGUUGUGUCAAAUAGUGGUUCAUACAACACAUUAAUCCGAGCACAUCUCCGAGAUGGCGACUUAAUCAAAUCAGCUGAACUCAUCGAAGAAAUGAAAAGGUGUGGCUUCUCAGCAGAUGCUUCCACUAUAAAGAUAGUUAUGGAUAUGCUAUCGGAUGGUAGAUUGCACAAAAGCUUUCUUGAUAUGCUUUCUUAAAUGCCUCAUCUAACCAUGAGACAUUGCCGAGACUGCUCCAGGAACUUCAGCAACACGAGGCUCUAUACAGUGUCCAUUACACACAACAACAGAGUUAAAGAUCUCAUCUCUCGACACCCC